UCCCGAACACGAUGACUUUACGACUCAAAACCAAAAACCCAGAUCGCACCCUUUCCUUUUCAUUUCAGUAGUUUAUUAAAUAAAAAAAAUAAUCUAAUUCAUCCCUGUUAGGACGUUUCCCUUUUUUCCUUCUGUUGUCGAUCCUUCAGUGAUGCCAUUAAAGCUCUAAACUAUAACACCAUCACAACAGCUAUAGAUCGGGCUGCGAUUCAUCUUCUUUCUCCAUUAAUUCUUAGCUGAAAAUUGAGCAUGAGUGAAAGAAAAUGAGGUGGUUUGAGAAGUUGUGCAGGUGUUGUUGGCUUCAGGAGUCAUAACUAAGACUAGCAUAUUGAUAGUUUGGGGAGGAAAAGAUGCACAUUGUGAAGGGUGUGGCGAAUCUCAUUAGAGGUUCAUCAGGAAGCAACCAGUCAGGUUUUACUUUGCAAUCGGAGCGUUUUACUCUCCCUGCUCAGAAUGUUCGCUUUAGUGAGCUUGGCGGUGAAUCUAUACUAAAAGACAUCUGGGAGAAAUUCGAAUAUACCGUGGAUAAGGUGGAAAAGAGAAAGUUAUUUUAUGUAUUCCUCAAGCAGUUUCUUGAUGUGCACAACAAGUGGGAGCCUAUAAUCACUGGAGAAUGUACUGAGGAGACCUUGUCUACCGUCUCAAAUGUUGAGCAUUUCUUUCAAUCUGGUGACACAGUUGUUGGCUGUUUUGUUGGACAUCCAACCGAGUUUAUAGUAGCUCUUAUUAAUGAAAUAGCACAAAUGAUUUCCAUUGUCACCGAGUUAGACACUGGAUCUUUGAAGUCUACUUCUGAUCCUUUAAUUGUCGCGACAAGUUUGAAGAUUACUUCAGAAGGGAUACCUGUUCUUGAAGCUUUGAUGAUUGUUGUCCGUUCUGUGCAUAACUGCAGAGUUUUAGGCUACCAUGGUGGGAUACAAAAGCUUAUUGGGUUAAUUAAAGCAACUGUUGUCCAAUUGAAGGCAAUUGCUGGAACUCUUUCUGGAGAUGACACUUUGCCUGAUGUUGUUCUGGAUACAUUUGAGCUGUUGCAGAAGCUACUUAUACAUGUGGUGUCAAUACUUUGCAGCUUCAUGGACUUGAAUUCAGAUGCUUAUGAGAUGGCAAAUCUUUACCGCAAAAUUAUACUAUCAUUACCAAGUGGUAGUGCGUCAAUGAUAGAUCCAUCCAGCACUUUUAAAGUUCAUCGUGGAAAAAUGCACUUAUGGAAGCAGACAGCCAUUGUGUCAGUUAUGGAAGCUGGUGGUCUCAAUUGGUUAGUAGAGUUGCUUCGUGUCAUGAGAAGGUUUAGCAUAAAAGAACAGUGGACGAAUCUGUCACUUCGUUAUUUAACCUUAAGAGCUCUUCAUUCAGCCUUAUCUGAAAAUUCUCGUGCCCAGAAUCAUUUUAGAAGCAUUGGAGGACUUGAAGUUUUAUUAGAUGGGCUUGGUCUUCCAUCGCCCAAUGCAUUGGCAUCACAAACAACCAAUGUUUUGAUGAAACAAAGGUAUGAAAAUAUUCUACUGACCUUAUUUCAGCUUCAUGUUCUUUCUUUGGAGGUUCUUAGAGAAGCAGUUUUUGGAAAUGUGAACAACUUGCAAUUCUUGUGUGAGGAUGGAAGAGUGCAUAAAUUUGCAAACAGCUUCUGCACUCCUGCUUUUGCACUAUAUGAUUUUGAGCAACGGAAGGAGGAACUUUGUGUUGAAGAUGAUUUGGGAAAUUUAGCUUCCACUUCAAAGCAUAAAAUUGAUGAGAAAGUAUGGAGAAAAGAGUCUUCAAUAGCAUUGUCUGCAGGAGAAUUUAUCAAAUAUUGGCAUCAUUAUGCAUUGACAUUGAGUCAGAGUUUAUGUUCGUUCAUUGUUGCUUUAGAAGACACUAAAUGUGACAGUGUUGAAAGAUUGCCAGUUUCUUCAUUGUUUUCCGAAAUUUCAGUUAGAUGGAUCCUAAGGGUUUUUCUGAUUGUCUUUCCUUGCAUCAAGGCUUACUCAAAUCAAGAUGACCUACCUACUUAUUUAAGAACGUUUGUAUGGAUCUUACAGCAUCAAGUUCUGCGAGCAUUAAGGCAGGCUUUGAUUUCCUUACCAAUGUUGCUUGAAGUGUUACGAACAGAACGAAUUUGGGAACUUGUCUUCUCAGAGAACUUCUUUUUUGGAGCAGCUUCACAAGACUUUUUUGUUGAUUGCUCUGCAACGAACCUUUCUUACUUAUCAUCUAUCUCCAGUGGAAAUAAUAAUCAAUUACAAGUUCCCGUAGCAGUAAAUCUCCAAUUGGAAAUUAUCUCAUUUGUUGAGUUAUCUGCAACUCUUUCGGAGAAUGCACAUAAUUUGCCAGAGUGCUCAGCUUUGUUAGAUGCGCUUGAGCAUUCUGCUAGCAAUUGGGAGAUUGCGACUUUGCUUUCAAACAGUCUGCUUCAAAUAUUGCAACGUGCACCAGAAAAAACACUUGUAUCUUUCAAGGAGCUUAAUGCAAUGACCCGAUUGCUCAAAGUUGCUUGCAUUCAAGCUCAAGACACAACCUCUACUGAAAAAGAGAUAAUUAUGGAGGAUACCCCAUCUGAAGGUGGUAACACUUCAUCAUUACACAAAUUGAAUCGGCGAAUGGGAGCAUCUGUGGAGCUCUUGAAGGCAUACUUUUGUACUGCAGAUGAUGCAAAAUUUUUGUUGUUACAUAAUGUAGAGUGCAUCAAUUGUUUGUUUGAUUUAUUCUGGUAUAAGGAUUUAAGAAGUCUUAUGCUUGGAUAUAUUCUCAAUCUGAUGAAGGUGGCUUCUAUAUCUCAGGAUGAUCAAACAGCAAAGUUGCAGCUGUGUUCUCGGUACUUGCAAACUUUUACUCAGGUGAAAGAGAUGGAAAAUGAUUUUACUGAAGUGUCAAUUGAGCUUUUGACCGGCAUGAGAGAGAUGUUGCGGAUGGAUCAAGUGCACUAUCAGGAACUGUUUCGCGAUGCAGAAUGUUUUGUUCAUGUUGUUUCCUUACUCAAUGGAGUUGUGGAUACCGUGAAUGCGGAGAGAUUGAUCCUUGAUGUGCUCCAAACGCUGACGAGUCUGCUUUCCAAUAAUGAUGUUUCAAAGGCCUUGUUCAGAGAUCUUGUGGGGAAGGGUUAUCAGACUUUGCAAAGUUUGUUGCUGGAUUACUUUCAUGGACAUGCUAGUGAGUACCUUUUAAAUUCAAUACUUGACAUGGUUGUGGAUGGCAAGUUUGAUGUAAAAGGAAACCCUUCGAUAAAAAAUGAAGAUGCAAUAAUUCUCUAUUUGAGUCUCCUACAAGAGAGCAGUGAUUCCAUGCAGCUAGAGGGGCUUAAUAUUUUUCUUCAGCUACUGAGGGAUUCCAUAUCCAAUCGAGCAUCCUGUGUGAGUGCUGGAAUGCUCAAUUUUCUGCUUGAUUGGUUCUCACAAGAAGACAACAAUAAUGUCAUCUUGAGAAUUGCCCAGCUUAUUCAAGUGAUUGGUUGCCAUAGUAUAUCAGGGAAGGAUAUCCGCAAAAUAUUUAUGCUUCUUAGAAGUGAAAAAGUUGGGAAGCAUCAGCAGUAUUGUUCUUUAUUAAUGACUUGCAUUUUGGCAAUGCUGAAUGAAAAAGGACCAACUUCAUUUUUCGACCUCGUUGGCAGUGACUCGGGAAUCAUACUCAGAACGCCUUUGCAGUGGCCUCUUAACAGGGGCUUUACUUUCUCUUGUUGGCUUAGGGUAGAGAACUUUCCCAGAAGUGGAACUAUGGGAAUCUUUUCCUUCCUUACUGAAAAUGGGAGAGGUUGCUUUUCUGUACUUUCCAAGGACAAGCUCAUUUAUGAGACUGUUAACCAGAAGAGACAUGGCGUAUCACUUAAUGUCAGUCUCAAUAAGAAGAAAUGGCAUUAUCUUUGCAUAACUCAUAGUAUUGGCAGAGCAUUCUCCGGGGGAAGCCAGUUAAGAUGUUAUCUGGAUGGCAAUAUUGUAUCUUCUGAAAGAUGCAGAUAUCCAAAAGUUCAUGAUCCCUUGACAAAAUGUGCAAUUGGUGCUAAGAUUCUUCUUCCUUUCAACGAUGAAGAAAAUGCUUCUGUGUCCACGAAAGAUAUCUCACCAUUUCUUGGUCAGGUGGGCCCAAUCUAUCUAUUUAAUGACGCCAUCACUCUGGAGCAAGUAGUGGGUAUCUAUUCCUUGGGUCCAAGUUACAUGUACUCAUUUCUUGAUAAUGAUUAUGCACUGUCAUCUGAUAAUCCCUUGCCUGGUGGAAUUUUUGAUGCAAAAGAUGGUCUUGCACCCAAAAUAGUUUUUGGACUCAAUGCACAGGCAAGUAACAAAAGAUUGUUGUACAAUGUUGCACCCCAAAUGGAGCAUGUUGUUGAAAGGAACCAGUUUGAAGCUACCGUUUUGGCAGGCACGCAACUUUGUUCUCGGCGUUUGCUACAACAGAUCAUUUACUGUGUCGGAGGCAUAUCUGUAUUUUUUCCUCUGUUUACUCAAUCUCACUGGUAUAAAAAUGAAGAACAAGUUGAUGACAGAAGUCCAUUGCUUAUAUCUAUCAAAAAAGAGCGUCUCACAGCAGAAGUUAUUGAACUUAUAGCCUCUGUUCUAGAUGAAAAUGUCGCAAAUCAACAACAAAUGAAUCUUGUUUCUGGAUUUCCGAUUUUGGGGUUCCUGUUGCAAUCAGUUCCAUCUGAGCAAUUGAAUUUGGAAACUCUUUCAGCUUUGAAACAUUUGUUCAAUGUUAUUUCAAAUUGUGGCUUGUCGGACUUUCUCAUAAAAGAUGCUAUAGCAGCCAUAUUUCUUAAUCCUCGUGUAUGGGUGUUCACCGAUUACAAAGUUCAGCGAGAACUAUAUAUGUUUUUAAUCCAGCAGUUCGAUAAUGAUCCAAGGCUGCUGAAGAGCCUGUGCAGGCUACCACGUGUCCUGGAUAUUAUACGCCUGUUUUAUUGGGAUAAUGCAAAAUGCCGUUCAUCUGGUGGAGGGAGGCCUCCCUUGCACCCUCUAACAAUAAAAGCUGUUGGACGGAGACCUAGUAAGGAAGAAAUACAUAAGAUUCGUCUUCUUUUGCUAAGCCUUGGUGAAAUGAGUCUUAGGCAAAGUAUCGAUGAACCAGAUGUUAAAGCACUUAUUGCCUUUUUUGAGACAAGCCAGGAUAUGGCAUGUGUUGAGGAUGUUCUCCAUAUGGUUAUACGUGCUAUCUCUCAGAAAUCACUUAUGGCAUCAUUUGUUGAACAGGUGAACUCCAUUGGUGGGUGUCAUGUAUUCAUAAAUCUUUUGCAGAGAGGACGCGAGCCAAUAAGACUACUUAGCUUGCAAUUCAUUGGUAGGCUUUUAGUUGGCAUUCCAGCUGAAAGGAAAGGACUGAAGAUUUUUAAUCUCACUGUUGGAAGAUCUAAAUCUCUGUCUGAAAUCAAUAGGAGGACCCAUUCAAGAAUACAGCCAAUUUCUUUUGCCAUUUCUGAUAGACUGUUUAGUUUUCCUCUAACAGAACAUUUAUGUGCCACUCUGUUUGAUGUUCUCCUUGGUGGUGCCAGCCCAAAGCAGGUAUUGCAGAAACAGAUUCAACCCGAACGACAAAAAAACAAGGGAAAUAGUUGUCAGUUCUUUGUUCCUCAGAUUUUGGUUCUGAUUUUCAAAUUUAUGUCCGGUUGCAAAGAUGUAUCUGCCCGUGUCAAAAUAAUUACAGAUCUCCUUGAUCUUCUUGACUCAAGUCUGUCUAAUAUUGAAUCAUUGAUGGAGUAUGGAUGGACUGCUUGGUUGGCAGCUUCAAUGGAGCUUGAAGUGGUGAAGCAAUAUAAACUUGAUACAGUUGAUCAAAGUGAAAGCAAAAUUAUCGAACAAAAUUCUGUGAGAGCAUUAUUCUGUGUUGUUCUUUGCUAUUGUUUAACUUCUAUCAAAGGUGGUUGGCAGCAUUUGGAGGAAACAGUUAAUUUCAUACUCAUGCAUUUUGACAAGGCUGGCGUAUCAUACCACUACUUUCUGCGGGAUAUUUUUGAGGAUUUGUUAGAGAAACUGGUCGAGUUGUCACAUCAGGAAAACAUUUUGGCAUCUCAGCCUUGUCGAGAUAAUACCUUGUAUUUCAUGAGAUUGAUUGAUGAGUUUCUUCUAUCUGAGAUUGAUCAUAAGCUUCCGUUUCCAGCAACUAGUUCAGAGUUUUCUCCAGAUCUGCUAGAACUUGAGGGUUUUAAUGAUCUAGGUGCUGCUCUGCAUGAUGCAUUGCAAGGAGAAUCUGCUGAAAGAACGUCUAGAAUUCCAGAAGUGUGCAAGCAACCUGCAACUAAUGAAGAAAUCAUAGCUGAUGAACACUGGUGGAUCCUGUAUGACAGUCUUUGGGCUGUUAUAAGUGAGAUGAAUGGGAAGGGCCCCAGUAAGCCACUUCCUAAAUCAACCUCUUUUGCUGCACCAUCCUUUGGACAAAGAGCACGUGGCUUGGUUGAAUCAUUGAAUAUCCCUGCAGCUGAAAUGGCUGCAGUAGUUGUGUCUGGAGGACUUGGGAAUGCACUUGGAGGAAAACCAAGCAAAAAUGUUGACAAAGCUAUGUUAUUAAGAGGUGAAAAGUGCUCAAGAGUAGUUUUUCGCUUGGUUGUCUUAUAUCUUUGCAGAGCAUCACUACAGAGAGCAUCUCGAGGUGUCCAGCAAGUGGUUCCACUUUUACCGUCUCUUUUGUUGGCUGAUGACGAGCAUAGCAAAAACCGGCUGCAGCUUUUCAUAUGGUCUUUACUGGCUGUCAGGUAUCAGUAUGGAAUGCUUGAUGAUGGCAAUCGUUUUCAUGUUAUAUCCCACUUGAUCAGAGAAACUGUCAACUGUGGCAAAUCGUUGCUUGCUUCUAGCAUAAUUAGUAGUGACGACUCAUCGGACCUUGGCAGUGCACCAUCAGAAAUGGGUGCUGUGCACAAUUUGAUUCAGAAAGACAGAGUACUUAUAGCGGCAUCUGAUGAAGCAAAAUUUAUUAAAUCGUUGAAGACAGAUCGCCUGAGACAGCUGGCUGACUUGCGGACUAGGAUUGAUGAAAAUGUAAUGGCAGAAUCUAGCCAGAAAAAGGCAUUUGAAAAUGAGUUGCAGAUCAUGUUAAGAGGAAUUCUUGCUUCAGAUGAUAGCAGGAGAGCUGCAUUCCAACUUGCUUGUGAUGAAGAACAACAAGUAGUUGCUGAAAAAUGGAUGCAUGUCUUCCGUUCUUUGAUCGAUGAACGAGGGCCAUGGUCUGCUAUGCCUUUCCCAAAUCGUGCUACAAGACAUUGGAAACUUGACAAGACAGAAGAUACAUGGCGUCGUAGACAAAAGUUAAGACAAAAUUACCAUUUUGAUGAAAAAUUAUGUCACCCUUCAUCCAGUGCUUCUGAAAAAGAAGCUGUAGUUGCAACUUGUGAAAACGAAUCUGGUGACGGUGUACCAAUUCCAGAACAAAUGAAGCGCUUCUUGCUAAAAGGAAUUCGUCGAAUUACUGAAGAAGUAUACCCUGAAGCCAGUGAAAGUGACAAUGAAUCAAGAUGCUCCAAGGAGAUCUGCUCUGAAGAGGUUCCAGAUGUUCUGACAUCAGUGCAGAUGAAAGAUGAUGAACAAAAGGGUGCAGUUCAAGAAAGGAAAGACACUCCUUCACCUGCCUUUGAAAUCGAUAGUGGCCAGGUUCUUGUGACUGUACCCUGCAUUAUGGUAUCUCCAAAGAGAAAGCUAGCUGGUCACUUGGCAGUGUUGAAAAAUGUCUUACAUUUCUAUGCUGAAUUUCUGGUGGAAGGCACUGCAGGCUCCUCAGUUUUCAGAACUUUUGAUUCUUUAAAGAAUUCUGAUUCAGAGAAAUCAGAUCAACCAAAUGAAGAUGAGAAGUUGAAAUUUCUGAGAUUGCCAUCAGAUACCAGUCUGGUUAUUGAGAAGCAUAAUUCUAUUGGUUUUUCGGAGAAGCAACUGAAAGGUAUCAAACGACAUCGGAGAUGGGAGAUCUCCAAGAUUAAAGCAGUGCACUGGACUCGCUAUCUACUUCAAUACUCUGCAAUUGAGAUUUUCUUCUGCAAUUCUGUUGCUCCAGUGUUCUUCAAUUUUUCUUCCCAGAAAAUGGCAAAAGAUAUUGGAAGCUUAAUAGUUACCACCAGAAAUGAGUUACUGUUUCCAAAGGGAAGUGCUAAAGACAGGACUGAGCCCAUCUCCUUUGUCGACAGACGUGUGGCCCAAGAGAUGGCUGAAAGUGCCAGGGAGAGGUGGAGAAGGAGAGAAAUCACCAAUUUUGAAUAUCUUAUGAUUCUGAAUACACUUGCUGGAAGGUCUUAUAACGACUUGACACAAUAUCCUAUAUUUCCUUGGGUAUUGGCUGAUUAUUCCUCUGAGACACUUGAUUACAACAAAUCUUCAACUUUUAGGGAUCUGUCAAAACCUGUUGGAGCUUUGGACCCGAAGAGAUUUGAGGUUUUCGAGGAUAGAUACCAAAAUUUUUCUGAUCCUGAUAUUCCCAGUUUCUACUAUGGUUCUCAUUAUUCAAGCAUGGGGAUUGUUCUUUAUUACCUCAUCAGGCUGGAACCAUUCACUGCGUUGCAUCGGAAUCUUCAGGGUGGUAAAUUUGAUCAUGCAGAUCGUCUAUUCCAAAGCAUUGAAGGCACAUUCCGCAACUGCUUAUCCAAUACGAGUGAUGUGAAAGAACUAAUUCCUGAGUUCUUUUACAUGCCUGAGUUUCUUGUUAAUUCAAAUUCCUACCAUAUGGGUAUUAAACAGGAUGGAGAACCUAUUGGUGAUGUUUGCCUUCCUCCGUGGGCCAAGGGAUCUCCAGAAGAAUUUAUUUACCAAAAUCGAGAGGCUCUAGAAAGUGAAUUUGUUAGCUCAAAUUUACAUCUGUGGAUUGACCUAGUUUUUGGCUUCAAGCAAAGAGGAAAACCAGCAGUUGAGGCGGCAAAUAUCUUUUACUAUUUGACUUAUGAAGGUGCUGUUGACCUUGAAAGCAUGGAAGACGAAUUGCAAAGAUCGGCCAUUGAAGAUCAGAUCGCAAAUUUUGGCCAAACCCCUAUCCAGAUUUUUCGUAAGAAGCAUCCAAGAAGAGGACCCCCAAUUCCAAUUGCUCAGCCUUUACGUUUUGCUCCUGGCUCUAUAAAUUUGACAUCAAUUAUCUCCAGCUUCAAUUAUACUCCAUCUGCUCUAUUAUAUGUAAAUGUGUUAGACUCUAAUGUUAUCCUAGUCAAUCAAGGUCUCAUGAUGUCUGUUAAGAUGUGGUUGACAACUCAACUGCAGUCUGGUGGCAAUUUCACAUUCUCUAGUUCACAGGAUCCAUUCUUUGAGAUUGGUUCUGAUCUCCUCCCUCCUCGUAAAAUAGGAAGUGCUUUGUCUGAAGCUAUUCAACUUGGAUCACAGUGCUUUGCUAAUUUACAAACACCUACGGAAAAUUUUUUGGUGUCUUGUGGCAAUUGGGACAAUAGCUUUCAGGUAGUAUCUUUGUCUGAUGGGAAAGUGGUUCAGAGCAUCAGACGCCAUAAAGAUGUGGUUAGCUGUGUUGCAGUCACCUCUGAAGGAAGUGUACUUGCUACUGGGAGCUAUGACACUACAGUGAUGGUGUGGGAAGUCUGUCGUUCUAGAAUGAUGGAAAAGAGAUUUCGGAGCAGUCAAAAUGAGAUUGUACGUAAAGAGUAUAUCAUUUCUGAGUCACCCUUUCAUGUUAUGUGUGGACACGAUGAUAUAAUUACAUGCUUAUACGUUAGCAUGGAGCUUGACGUAGUUAUCAGCGGAUCCAAGGAUGGAACUUGUGUUUUUCAUACUCUACGAGAGGGACGAUACGUAAGGUCUCUUCGCCAUCCAUCUGGCAGUUCAUUGACAAAACUUGUCGUAUCACGCCAUGGGCGGAUUGUGUUAUAUUCUGAUGAUGAUUUAAGCCUGCACCUUUACUCAAUAAAUGGAAAGCACAUCGCAAGUUCGGAGUCUUAUGGACGCCUCAGUUGUGUAGAACUCAGUUCUUGUGGUGAUUUUUUGGUUUGCGCAGGUGAUCAUGGACAAAUAGUUUUACGCUCUAUGAAAUCCCUGGAAGUAGUAGAAAAAUACCCUGGAAUAGGGAAGAUUAUAACAUCUCUCAGGGUUACUCCUGAAGAAUGUAUUUUGGCUGGCACAAAAGAAGGAAGCCUUCUAGUGUAUUCUAUAGAAAAUCCUCAACUGAGAAGACCUAGCCUCCCUCGGAAUACAAAAUCCAAAUCCUUAAUGGCAGGAUAGAUUCUAUCAGUGUAAGCAACAUUUGUUUUUAUUUAUGGUUGCUUCUCUGGUAAUAUUUGGAGACGACUGUUGGCUGUCCCUGGUAAAAUUGCAUCUCUGGUGGCCAUCAUUUGCGUUUUUGCUUGGAGUUUGUGUUCAUACAUAAAGAUAAAUUUAAUUGGAACAGUAGUAAAAACCGCUUCCCGAAAAAUGAAGGGAGCAAAUCAUGUCAUGUUAGAAGCGACUCAACAUCGAAGAACUCAAGACAUCUCCAAUUUUUCAAUUCCAAACAGGAUAUAUAUUAUAUUUGUAAACAAAAACAAUAAGUAAAUUAUACUUGUAACAGAGGCUUUGGAAACUUUAGCGAUAAAAAAUGGUACAUAUUUAAAGUAACCCAGGACAAUAAUAAUUACUCAUUCAUCCCUAGGCGAAAGCUUUUCUAUUUUGGUGUAUCCUCAAUUAGCUCCCUUUUAUUUUUUUUUUAGCAAUGGAUUUAUUUCUUUUUCUUUUAAUUUUAUUUACAAAUUUAUUUUCUUUCUUCCUUUUACCCUUAAUUUUUUUACCAUAUAUAAUGUUUUUUUGUCAUGUUUCUUCAACUACAAAUAUUUUUACACUAAGAGUUUUGGAUGUUUUCUCACAAAGAUUGAGGGAGUACGAAGUAAUACAACCAAGCAAUCAUAAUCCGUCAAAAGCUGUAAGAUGUUUUCUCACAAAGAUUGAG
This is a messenger RNA of Amaranthus tricolor (Joseph's coat), 10791 nucleotides long. RefSeq names its product BEACH domain-containing protein B. The record is from RefSeq and is a predicted model, not a curated record. Gene Ontology annotation, molecular function: protein binding. NCBI's taxonomy places the organism in Eukaryota, Viridiplantae, Streptophyta, Magnoliopsida, Caryophyllales, Amaranthaceae. The transcript has 41 exons. Bases 351 to 10091 code for a protein of 3246 amino acids.